UCACCUUCUUCAAAUACAUAGAAUUACCCAAAAAAAUACGUUUGAUUUUCUCAGAUGAAAGUAUGGAUACGGAUAGAAUUUCAUAACUGAAAAAAACUACCCUCUCUCACUACAAUGGAAACCGCUCACACUACAUAAGAGAACCCUAGCACAUUUCUUACACUUUUUUCCUCAAGUCUUUUCUCUUACAGAAACCCACAAAGAGAUGAACGUCAACAGCUACGUUAGUUCUUCAUAUUUUCACCCAUUAAUGUCGUUUACUGGUCAAGAAACUUUCCCUAGGAUCGAGUCCAGCGGUUUCCACACUUUUAACCGCCAUCAAAAUCCCAGAAAGAAGCGCACUAAGUUUAUCAAAGUAGACAAUUCUCUCGGCGGCUCCAGUUCCACCGGCGUCACGAAGCCUAAAUGUUUGAAGAAACCAGACCCAAGUGCUCCCAAGAUCACAAGGCCGUGCAGUGAGUGCGGCAAGAAGUUCUGGUCAUGGAAAGCACUAUUCGGGCACAUGCGGUGUCACCCUGAGCGCCAGUGGAGAGGAAUUAACCCACCGCCUAAUAUCCGGCGGUUAGAAACCACCGCCACCGCUGUGAGCACUGAUCGUGAAGGCACUGCCUCCGGUGUGACGGAGGAGGAUCAUGAGGUGGCUACUUGCUUACUAAUGUUGGCUAAUGGGUGUAGUGCUAGUGCUUCUGAGUCACCAUCUGUGACUAAUGUUUGUAGUACUGGAAUGUUAGAAUCUGAUAGUGGUGGUGGUGGUGGUGUUGUUGGGGUUGAGAAUUUUCGAUUCGAAUGCUCGAGUUGCAAGAAAGUGUUUGGGUCUCACCAGGCAUUAGGAGGUCACAGAGCAAGUCACAAGAAUGUCAAAGGUUGUUAUGCAAUUAACAAGAAUCCCGAAAUUGGAGAGGAAGAAGAACAAGAACGAGACUGGAUUAACAGUGGUGGCCAUGUUGAACAUCAACUAAUGGAUGAUAUAGGACACAAAUGCAGCAUUUGUUUAAGGGUUUUUUCAACAGGUCAAGCCCUAGGUGGACACAAAAGGUGCCAUUGGGAGAAAGUAUCAGAAGAAGCAUGGUUCAAAGAGGCUAAUUCUGGUUUGGAUUUGAAUUUGCCUGCUUCAGCACCGGCCCCGGCGCGGGACCGAGUACCGGUUCACGAAGAUGAUUUAUCUUCAUCUGCUUCAUUUUACUUUUCAGGUCUGGAAUUGGAUUUAAGGUUAGGACUUUGAGGACAAUAUAUCAAGUCCUUAGCUAACUAGGGUUUAGUGGUAUUAUUUUGUAGGAUUUAGAGAAUUAACAGAAUUGUGUAUAUGUGGUGGUGCUCCCCAAUAUUGCAGUGAAUAUUGGAAGA
This is a messenger RNA of Olea europaea var. sylvestris, 1344 nucleotides long. Its product is annotated as zinc finger protein ZAT3-like. The record is from RefSeq and is a predicted model, not a curated record. NCBI's taxonomy places the organism in Eukaryota, Viridiplantae, Streptophyta, Magnoliopsida, Lamiales, Oleaceae. The transcript has a single exon. The coding region runs from base 206 to 1222 and encodes 338 amino acids.